This is a messenger RNA of Cyclocybe aegerita, 2487 nucleotides long. The record is from the annotation of a GenBank genome assembly. Lineage: Eukaryota; Fungi; Basidiomycota; Agaricomycetes; Agaricales; Hemipholiotaceae.
AUGACUCGAUUCCCACUGAUUGAACCUAAAUGCACGACCGAGAAGCCUCGUGGCAAGGCCAGUGGGCAACGUUCCCAUGCUGCGCGUAAGCUCAUUGCUGCUUGUCUUCGCCCCCGUUUCUACCCCCUCGCAAUGGUCAGGUCACAUAGGAAGACGAUCGUUUUGAAUGCCGCCCAAUACACUGUCGAAGUCCUCUCAUCCUGGGGAUACCUGUGUGUAAUCGUAGACGAGAUGGCGGCAUUCUUGCAUGACGUUGGCCCUGUCCCCAUGGGUGUCCAUCUCGUUAUCGUACCCUUAGUUCAGGAUCUGUCAGUUUCCGUCCAGGAGGAAGAAGAGAUGCUCAUUAAAUACGACCCAAUCCGCUUUCGAAUGAGGAAUUCGACCCUACACUACUACGAGCCCACCGUAUCGGCUCCAAAGAGGGACUACUGCCCUGUGAUGCUCAUACCGGUCGCGGGCCCGCCGGCGUUGGAGUACAGUCUAGCCAACACGGUCAGACUGGGCGAGCUACCAGUUAUAGAUGUAUUACCUCUGGCUGUUGGGAUGAUCAAGGACAUUUCUUCCAAGAAACCUUCGAAGCGCCUACGGCGAUUGCUUACCGACGUUCCCUUGCGUGGGCUACGUGCCCUUCCCGACAACUAUUGUCUUCAAGCCCUGCGAGUUUUCGAGCAGGUCGCGCAACUUUCCGAUCAGUUCUCUCAGCUCCUGCUGCCCUUUAUUAAUUUCUGCCGAGAACAAUGCCUGCUGCCAGCGCGGAACGGGGGUCUUACCACAGUGUCCUCAAAGGAUGAUUGGAUGAAUACCAAGGAACCCUUGACACAAACCCAUAAUACAAAUAAAUUGGAGCCACAUUCUCCAGCGACCAAAGUUGUCAAAUCCAGGAGCAAGCUAGCUCACCACAAGCACGUUGUUGUCUCUAAUGCCACCUGCGCCGUAGUGGACACCCUCCAGUCCAUCGAGAUAAUGUGCGUACUGGUUGGCUCAAUAGCAUGCUUCCAACACGGAACUGGAUCUACGCGUGGAGUCGUCGAAGUUGCCAUAAUACCUUCCGUCACGGGUAUACUGUCGAUUGACAAAGUCAUCGCUUUCCUCUGUAUCCAAGACCCCAACCGUUUCAGGGUUACAGAAGUCAAGAGGAAAGGACAAUCUACUGCGUUGUCUCAGUUCCGCUACUACGAACCGACUGUUCUCCCUCCGAAGAAGAAUUAUUGCCAAAUUGAUCUCAUCCCCGUCGCGAACCCCCCUCCGGUUCAAUAUUCCCGGCUUCAUACGGUUUGGAUCAACGACCUUCCUGUUCUCUCUAUCCUCCCCCUCGUUAUUGAAAAUAUUAGGCGUUGCCUUUCGGCCCCAGCUCAACAGCGAGGGAAGCACAUACGCGCCAUCCGGCCACUCCUGGCAUCAUGCGCAAGAAGCGCUCUCGACCCGGUUGACGAGGCAUUCCAUUCGGAGGCGAUUAACCUUUUUGAGCAGCUAGGGGAUUUGGACCCGCAGCUGAAGAAGGCGGUUUCUCCAUUAAUCAAGUUCUGCAGGGCUCCGAGCACCUCAUCAGUGGCGAACGACUUCGAGGAUUUAUCAGGCGAGCUAGCCUCUUUAGAAGUCGAGGAGGACACCGAUGAUGGGAAUUCUGAAGAGCAGAACAUGUCUCCAGGACUGGGAACUAUCCGAAACGAAGUCGACGACUCGGAGCAGGAAGCGGCGGCGUCAUCUUCCUCAGACCAGGUUCCGUCGUCGACGGGGAGUCCACCAACAUCCCGGUUCUCCCAUCCAAGAAGGGCCUCCACGGACUACACGAGGGACGAAGAGACCCGCAUUCAAGUCACUUGUCUUAUCGCGAAACGAGUAGUGGACAUUCUCCAUGCAAUCGGAGUUCCUUGUGCCUUGUUUGGGAGUUUGGCGAGCUAUUUGUACGGAAAUAGGCGCGCGCCAAACGACAUUGAUAUCCUCGUGUUCCUUCCCACGCAAUGGGUCAUGGACGCAGAGUCUCUAAAGGCCACGAUCCAGAGCUUCGAUCCCGUUCAUUUCAGCCUCGAAACACCGAGAGACCCGGAUGCGACCUUCCGCGUUCUCUACUUCAAGGUCGACUCUGGCCUCGCGCCUUCCCGCACCUUCAUAAAGGACAGAUGUAAAAUCGAUGUACUCCUUCCCGGAGUGAUGCACCUCCCGUCAUUGACUCCAUCGAUGAUCAAGGAACAAGGGGCGCUGCCAGUGGUUCCAUUCUCCGUCCAGCUUCUCCAAAAGCUGCAGGGAUGGGAUGACCACAGAAGGAUGGUCGACGAGCCGCAUAAAUACCAGAAACACCUGGUAGAUGCGGCAGAUGUCCUUGAAUUGCUGCGGUUGGAGCAUGUUGUCCCCAUGAGGUUUGCUAAACCAUGGCUCGAUCGCAAUUUGUUCUCUCAGGAGUUUAUGAAGCUCACUCUGGGGCGAGUGAAGGAUUUCUGCGACGUUCAUCCGACGAGCAGAGAGGAGUGGAAGAGAAUUGGGUUUUAG